AUAUUCAAACGUUUGGUAAAAAUAAAUAAGUUUGACGUUUGAGCAAGACCGGCCUUAAAUUUCAUUAAUUUGGGAGGCGAAUUGUAUUUGCAGUUUUCACUCGAUAAUUCUGGAUUUAUCUAUUCUCUAACUAACGCCAGCUCAUGAAAUAAGUUUUCUUCCCUACGCUACCCACAGAGUAACUCAAGAUGCCGCAAGCUCGGCGCAAGACCCCGUUCAGCGGGAAGGCUAAGAAGCAACAGCUUCAGAGCAAGAAGCAGAAUAAGACGCUGCUUAUGUCAACAUCAUCAGGCACCACAGCUUACGACGUGGUCUCUGUGAACUACCAGCCGGCGCGCGGCCGCGGCGGGCGCGACACCAACCGAUAUGCCCUCAAGUUCUAUAGAGAGACCGAUGAGGAGUUAGCCGUUAAGAAGGAACAUGCUUUGAAGGAGUUGAACCCGGUCCCCGAAAGUGCUAUGGAGGUUAAUCCGGCGGACUUCUUCCCAACUGAGCUGUCGUUUCCCAAGCGUCCUCCGUGGGACUUCAGCAUGACUCCCGCUCAACUGGACUCACAAGAACACAAGUAUUUCAAGAGUUAUACAGAUCAGUUACAAGCUUCAGAACAUUGGAAGGAUAUGUCGUACUUCGAGCUCAAUUUAGAAACAUGGCGACAGUUGUGGCGAGUCCUAGAGAUGUGUGACGUCUUGUUACUCAUUGUAGAUGUCAGAUAUGCCGGUAUGAUGUUUCCGCCAUCUCUCUAUACAUAUAUUCAAGAGCAAAAGAAAGAUAUGAUAUUGGUACUAAAUAAAAUAGAUUUGGUACCAGCUUCGGUAGUGGCCGCGUGGAAGGAGUACCUUACCGCGUCGUAUCCGGCACUAAAAGUGUUAUAUUUUACAUCUUGCCCGGGGUAUAACUUGAGAGGGGCUACGAGUGACAAGUCGGGUCUUCAAGUCCGUCGUCGUAAAGGCAAGCAGCGCAUGUGCGCGGAAGGUGCCACUAAGAUUCUAGAAGCCUGCAAGGACAUAGUCCAGGGUGAAGUGGACCUGUCCUCUUGGGAGAAGAAGAUAAGAGAGGAGACCGAUGUUGAGUUCGAUUACGAUGAGGAGGCGGAAGUCGGUGAAACUAUCCUAGAGAAAGCCGACACUUCAUUCUACACCCACGAGAGAUACAAGUCCGGUGUCCUAACGCUGGGCUGUGUCGGGCAGCCCAACGUUGGGAAGUCGUCUCUCCUGAACGCACUCAUGGGUCGCUGUGUGGUGUCCGUGUCACGUACUCCCGGACAUACGAAGCACUUCCAGACUAUUUAUUUGACGCCGCAGGUACGUCUGUGUGACUGUCCCGGGCUGGUCUUUCCGUCUACGGUCCCCCGACCUAUACAGAUCCUCAUGGGGUCAUACCCCAUAGCACAGCUGAGAGAGCCCUAUACUACUAUACGAUAUCUAGCUGAGCGUCUCGACCUUCCAAAGCUCUUGCGAAUUGAACAUCCUGAAGGAGAUGACACCUGGUCUCCGAGAGACGUGUGCGAUGGCUGGGCGAAGAAGAAGGGCUACCUCACUGCGAAGGCGGCUAGAUUGGACACAUAUAGAGCGGCGAAUAGUUUACUACGAAUGGCGCUAGAUGGCAGGAUAUGUCUCUGGCUACGACCCCCUGGUUAUACACAGCAACGAGAAAAAUAUGAGACCUGCGAUGAAAUCAAAUACGUGCGUUGGGUCCAAGCCCUGACCGGCGACAAGCCCGAAGAGCUCAACUCCUCAGAAUCUGAUGAUGGGAGACACUCCAGCGAUGAUGAAGACGGCAGCGGCAGUGAUGAUGACGAUGAUGGUGAAACGACGGCGAUGGCUAACAAAUUCGCAGCUUUAGCUGGUGAUGAUUAAAUAGGUCAUCGGUCAUAUAAACAAAUCGAUUAUGGCGUCGGUCAUCAGUUUAGAUAAUUAGUGACUAUUUAUAUAGUGUCGGUCAUCGGUGGCCGAAGAAAGUAGAGUCGGUUAUUCAUGACCGAUUCAGAUUGCGUCGGUCAUCGGUGACCGAUAGUGAAUUUUCUACCGUUCUAUUCUCGUUACAAGUAAAUGUAGAUUUUUAUAUCUUACAAAAACUUACUUAUUCAACUUUAUGAUGUUUUUAAUAUGCAAUAGUUUUGCAUCUAUUUUGAUUUGUUCUUGACAGCGAAGUACCGAAACUGGCUUAGAUUUUUUUUCACACAGCGCCAUCUAGUCUCAAACUAAGCAAAGCUUGUGUUAUGAGUAUUAGACAAUGGAUAAACAUACAAAUAUAUUUCUAAAUACAUACAUAAUAUAGAUAAAUUACACCCAGACAGACAAAUGAACGUGAUCAUCACGUAAACAUUUGUCCUGGAUGGGAAUUAAACCCACGACAGGCAGCUCAUUUUAGUUUUUAAUUCACAUAAGCAGAUUAUGUACAGUCAGCGCCAAAAGUCGAUGAACAGAAUCAACU
Molecule: messenger RNA, 2433 nt
Organism: Trichoplusia ni (cabbage looper)
Lineage: Eukaryota; Metazoa; Arthropoda; Insecta; Lepidoptera; Noctuidae
Gene: Ns4
Product: guanine nucleotide-binding protein-like 1
Exons: 12
Coding region: 189-1856 (555 amino acids)
Molecular function (GO): GTP binding; GTPase activity
Source: RefSeq, a predicted model, not a curated record